UUCGUUUCUUGGUUAGGGUUCGUGUUCUCCACCAUGGCGCCUCGGAAGACCAGCGAGGCUUCAUCGCCAUUAUCGUUAACCUCGGAAGAAAAAGAAGGUGAAGAACCAGAAGAGUAUGAGGAAGAAGAGGUAGAAGAAGAAGUGAUAGUAGAGGAAGAAGUCGAAGAAGAAGAAGAAGUAGGAAGUUUAGAGAAAGAGGAAGCCUUGGAUGGAGGGAGUGUCGCAUCGAUCGCUGGAUCGCUGAACAAUCUACGAAGUGUGAACGAUGCGACGUCUGAAUUCUUCCGGCAAUACGAUGGGCUGCAGCAUGCCCUUGAAGUUAUCCGGACCUCCAUUGAGGAGAAGAUCGAGAAAUUCAAUGCUUUCCGACCUCAAACCCAGCAGGUAAAUCAGGCAUCAGAUCCCCAAAUGGAAGAGAAGCCAGUGGUGCAGGAGGACGAUCGUCGCUCAGAAUUGGAGAUCAUUUGUGAUGCUAUGGGGAGCAGGGCACUUCGCAGAUACGUGGCCUCACGCCUCUCUGAUGUUGAACGCCUCCGAGAGGAGGUCCCUGCCGCGCUGCAGCGGGCUCCCAACCCGCCUAAGCUGGUGCUUGGCUGUAUGGGGAGGUUCUACCUUCAGGGAAGCAAGGCCUACACUCGCGAGUCUGAUAUGGUCUCCUCGCGCCGCUCCUGCGUCCUUAUCCUUGAGUUCUACCUCCUUUCUGGUUGCGCCUCCAUGAAAGAGGAAAUCUUUGAGGAGGCCAGGGUCGGAGCCCUCGCCUGGAAGGCCAGAAUCCUCAGCGAGGGUGGGUACUUAUUUGCUAGUGAAAUUGAUGCACUCGGUCUCAUCCUUUUCCUUGCCUCAUUUGGCAUUCCACGGGAUUUUGGUACCAAGGAUUUCUAUGCCCUGCUUCAGCGCUGUAACCUGAAUAGCAAAGUCAAUAUCCUCCGCCGCUCAACUAUCCUCAUUGACAAGAUGCCUGAAAUCCUUAAAGAUAUGUUAAGCAACAAAAUGGAUGUUCAAGCUGUUGACCUUGCUUGUUCUUUUGGGUUUGAGAAAGAAUUCCCCCCUAUCCCUUUGUUGUCAUCUUUUCUUGAUAAACACCUCCAGGCGGCAACUGGAGAUCGGAGAGGGCAGAGUUCUCUUAAAUCACAGAAAGAACUCAAUGCGAAGGAAUUGGCGGUAUUGGAAUCUGUAGUCAAAUGCUUGGAGGACCACAAGCUUAAUCAAUCUCAGCUAGCUCAUUUUGAAAUAUAUAAGAAAAUUGCCAAGUUAGAGAAGGAUAUCUCAUAUGCAGAGAGAAAGCUAAAAGAGAGAAACUUAAAGAGAAAAGCUGCAGUGGGUGGAUCAUUGCAUGCAACUGAAACUCAAACUAAACGUCCUUGGCCUGUUACUGCCAAUGUUCCGCAUGGGUUACCUCUUCAUCUGGAUCACGGAACCACUGUUCCAUCUGAAUCCAGGGGACAAUAUAACGAUCUGUUUUCUGGAAACAAACCCUACCAACAUCGCACUGAGCCAUUGGGGCCAAACAUCCACGGGCCUGCAGCUGUCGGUAGCAGUCUGCCUGCAGUUGCGAUAGGUGGUCCUGGGCAUCCUGAUGGGAGCAACAUAGGAUCAUUGAUGCAUACCAUCGGACAUCUAUUUGGUCAUACAGACACACCAUAUACUACUGCAAAUACGGCAAACCAGGAUUUAAGCGGGAUGCCAUAUACAGCUGGAAAUGAUUUCCCCCGGCCAUACGGUGAGAAAAGCUUCCCAGGCCCAUCAGCAGCAGCAGGACAAAAUAUACACCAUUAUCAAUCACAUUUGUAUGGAUACGGAACCCAUGGCUCAAGUUUAAAUAUGUAUCAGUUUCCAGAUACUGCAACGGAACAGCAGGCAUACUAUGACCAGGUCACUCACUCUGCCCAGCAGAUAGGUGCCAACUCUACUUAUCCACCAUCUUAUCAGACUUGAGAUAGCAUGCACUCUGAUUUCUUUAAAAUUUCAGAGCCUCUCCAAAUAUCAGGUAAAAAAAGCUCCAUAUUACUUAGCUUCUGCGCAAGUUUUGGGUUGAUUGUAAUUUUCAUAUUUAAAGAUUCUGAAGUCUAUCAGUUGUUACUGUGAAUCCAAAUGGUUCUGGUCACCAAAUUAAACAAGUAAAUCAGAGCAGUGAAAGCUUUAACAUAUAUCUUGAUAUAUUUAUUGUCAGUCAUUGGUUUUA
Dioscorea cayenensis subsp. rotundata (Guinea yam) is the source of this 2182-nucleotide messenger RNA. Its product is annotated as protein FRIGIDA. The coding region runs from base 34 to 1935 and encodes 633 amino acids. The record is from RefSeq and is a predicted model, not a curated record. Lineage: Eukaryota; Viridiplantae; Streptophyta; Magnoliopsida; Dioscoreales; Dioscoreaceae. The transcript is spliced from 3 exons.